Messenger RNA from Scedosporium apiospermum, 1563 nucleotides. RefSeq lists its product as uncharacterized. The transcript has 2 exons. Gene Ontology annotation, biological process: DNA-templated transcription. Gene Ontology annotation, molecular function: zinc ion binding; DNA binding. The coding region runs from base 1 to 1563 and encodes 520 amino acids. The record is from RefSeq and is a predicted model, not a curated record. NCBI's taxonomy places the organism in Eukaryota, Fungi, Ascomycota, Sordariomycetes, Microascales, Microascaceae.
AUGGAGGUCGACAACGUGCCACCUCCCAUCGGAGUUGUCGAUGAGUCUCGUUUCGAACCAUCACUGGCUCUCCACGGUCUACUCGACUUUACGAUAGACGGCGAGUUUGGAUUUGAGGAUGUAGCCGCUGGCCUCUCCAACUUGCCAACCAGCCCUUCUCAUUAUUUUUCAACCAUUCAGCCACUAAACGCCGGACCUGGAGUGAAUUCCGGGGAAGCCUUCUAUCAACAGAAGCACAUUGCUUUAGGCAUCGAGGCGUACAAGCAAUCCUCUCUCGGUGUCUGGGAGCCCUCAAAACAUGAUCACGGGGGCUCUGGCAUUGAAAGCUUAUCUGCUUUAGGCCCAAGCCCGCCGGAAUCCCUCAGCCUCCCACAGCCCGGACUCGAUCAGUCACAUUUGGACCAGAAGAUGAUUCGCCGAGGCGGUAGGUUUUACGGCCCGCCAAACCACCAUGUUCCCCCUUUACCCGAAGACGUCGGCGCCGUCCUGCACGAAAAGUGGCUGGGCUGGAUUCAUCAAGAGAGUUUCAAUCGACUUGUCUACCGAGCCUUUAUCUCGGAUUCUCAAGCAAGUAUUGCGUUAUCCACGAACCCGCUGAUAUCAUUUGCCGAACUGAAGGCCCCAAUGCCCACUUCGGCGUAUCUUUGGCACGCAAGAAGCGCCGAAGAAUGGAAGUCACUUUAUCUUGAGAUUCCGCAAAGAUCUACUCCUCUGAGUCUUGUCGAGUACCUAAGCGACCCGGUCGAACUUCAGGGCUGUUAUGAUGUGCACUUCUGCCAACUAAUCAUCCUUUGCGGCGUUUGGGGCAUGUUUUGGCACUAUCAUCAACUUCGCGUAGCCCUUGGCAAAUGCAGAGAUACCAAUGCCGGAUUAUCACUUCACCAUCAAAAAAUUCUACAAAUCCUUGAACAAUUUCGAAUCAACGCGCCAGAGGAGGAAGAGCUUCCCGCGCGGGCCGAAAUCACCCUACUCUUCGAAUUGCUAUAUAUGCACCUGCACAUGCCAUUCCAAGAGGUGGAACUAUUUGCCGGAAAGCGGACGCUCGACGAUGCUCGAAGGGCCUUGCCACAGCUCCGCGCUUGGCUCGAUAACGAAGAUUCCCGCCAGGCCGUCUGGCAUGCCGGCCAAGUGUUGCGUGCAGCCGAGACUUUCCGGCCUAUGCACCUCCGCGGCUUUUUUGCAAUCGCCGUCUACCAAGCAGCACUCACCAUAUGGGUCUACAGCAUCGCUCCGCAAAUCAAGGGCACAGAUCCUUCCUUGUUCGGUAACCCUGAUAAUCUCGCGUCGCUAAGCAUUUGCUUGAAUGGACCAGACCUCCCCGCAAUUCAACGGUUUAUAAAUCGGGGAAAGCCGGGACUUUGCGUGAUCCAGCCUCGAGGGGGAGGGUCGUACCCCGAUAUGACGCCGGCUAUCCCACUAUCGGAUCACGAGGCUGUGGUCAAUGUGGUACAAGAGAUACUAAGCGAUAACUUCCGUGGUUGUGAAGCUCCUCCUCCCUUGGUCGAGAACCUUACCCUUCUUCUCCACAAUCUCGGGAGAGCAGCGACCAACAUCAAGACUUGA